Messenger RNA from Protopterus annectens (West African lungfish), 525 nucleotides. RefSeq names its product erlin-2-like. The coding region runs from base 13 to 525 and encodes 170 amino acids. The transcript has 4 exons. Gene Ontology annotation, biological process: SREBP signaling pathway. Lineage: Eukaryota; Metazoa; Chordata; Ceratodontiformes; Protopteridae. Gene Ontology annotation, cellular component: endoplasmic reticulum membrane; endoplasmic reticulum. Gene Ontology annotation, molecular function: ubiquitin protein ligase binding; cholesterol binding. The record is from RefSeq and is a predicted model, not a curated record.
AGUGGUGGAGUGAUGAUCUACUUUGACCGAAUUGAAGUUGUUAACUUCCUUGUUCCCAGUGCAGUUUAUGAUAUUGUAAAGAAUUUUACUGCAGAUUAUGACAAAGCGUUAAUAUUUAACAAGAUUCAUCAUGAACUGAACCAGUUUUGCAGUGUGCACACAUUGCAAGAAGUCUACAUUGAACUCUUUGAUCAGAUUGAUGAAAACCUCAAACUAGCAUUACAGCAAGAUUUGACAAGUAUGGCACCUGGACUUAUCAUACAGGUAAGUAUGUUAAAAACAGAGCCUAGCCUUGACCACGACGUUCCUAAUAGGAUAGUAGUCAGUUAUGCGGUAGAAUAUGAGGCGCUUUUGCAGCCAUUGCAGUCCACUGAUUUUCAACCGCAGGCCUCUGUUGAUACCAUUUCAGAGUUCCCCAGGCCUUCAGCCUCCAUUUUGCCUUAUAACCUUACGCCUGUUGCCUCUUCAGCUGGAUCCGGAGCCGCUAAGCUGACGCUGGUAUCCGAGGCCUCCGUUUUUCGUUAA